Messenger RNA from Prunus mume (Japanese apricot), 1771 nucleotides. Lineage: Eukaryota; Viridiplantae; Streptophyta; Magnoliopsida; Rosales; Rosaceae. The record is from RefSeq and is a predicted model, not a curated record.
GGAUCUUUCUUCCUUUGACAAAUCAACACGCAAUGUUUAAACCCCAUUUGUCCCCUUCCUAGAAAUUUCCUUCCUCAUGAUCUCAAUAGUAAAAGUUGUUCCCUUUAUUUAACUUUCCACACCACACCCACUUCCUCUAUCAUAUUUUCUCACCUCCCCUCCUCUUCUUCUUCUCUCUCUCUUGUGGUCUGUGAUCCUCUUAAUCUUCACACACACUGCAUAAAGUUCGAAUCUUUCAACAACCCAGAUCGAGUUUUGUAGUUUCUUCAUCGGAUUUUGAUACAAAAUGGAGAACAACAACAACAACCAGUCGUUUUGGCAAUUCAGCGAUCAGCUUCGCGUUCAAGGCACCAACUUUGCAAAUCUCACAGUUAAUGAUUCGAUUUGGAGCAAUUCGUACAGCAAGAGGCCUGAUGAAAGGAGGAAUUUCGAUAUAAAGGUAGGCGGCGAUGUCAGUCCUCUGAUCAAUUUAACCCCAAAAGGGUCUGAUUUCAAUGGUUUCAACGACUCUUGGGUGGACAAUCUGAAGCCAAAAGGGUCCUCUGACUCCAACGGCUCCAACGAUGGCUGGAACAGCUUCAAGCCAAAAGCUUCAGAGCUCAACAAUGGCUUUAACGACAGAUGGAACAAUUUCAAGCCAAAAGCUUCAGAAUUUAACGCUUUUAACGAGGGCUGGAAGCUUGGUGCUUCUGCUGCUGCUGCUGGGUCGGUUCUUGGCGGCGGCUCGCAGCUCAAUGGCGGCUUCAACAAGGGGAUUUACUCCAAGCCUGCAAUUUACAACAACAACAACAACAUGGUCAAUUUGAAGCCCUACAAGAACAAGGCUCAUGAGGAAGAUCUUGUUCAUGGCGGCAAAGUUGGGAAGAAGAACAACAACAAUUCUAGCAAGAAGAAAGCUGGUGGAGAUGACAACAACAAGGACAGCAAGGGCGCUGUGGACAAAAGGUUCAAGACUCUGCCACCAGCUGAGUCUCUGCCUAGAAAUGAAACCAUUGGUGGAUAUAUCUUUGUCUGCAACAAUGAUACCAUGCAAGAAAAUCUCAAGAGGCAGCUUUUUGGUUUGCCUCCACGUUAUCGUGAUUCAGUGAGGGCGAUAACUCCGGGGUUGCCCCUUUUCCUCUACAACUACUCCACCCACCAACUCCAUGGAAUUUUUGAGGCUGCAAGUUUUGGAGGCACCAACUUUGAUCCAACGGCCUGGGAGGACAAGAAGUGCCCUGGCGAGUCACGUUUCCCAGCUCAGGUUCGAGUUUUUACCAGGAAAGUUUGUGAACCACUUGAGGAAGACUCAUUCAGGCCAAUUCUUCACCACUACGAUGGCCCUAAAUUCAGGCUUGAACUUAGUGCAGCAGACAGUGUGGCGAAGGCGUACAAUCUGGGUGCCGGUAUUGGUAGGCGUCGCAAAGGCUCAUCUGGUUUUAGUGGGCCCAGUCAGGGUCCAUCAAAGAGGGGAGGAUCUAGCUCCAGUUCUGCGAGUAGUGGUUGGUCUGGAGGACGUGGGACUGGUUCCAGUAGUGGGGGGUCUGGUUCCCGACCGUUCUGGAGCCAGUCUUCGGGACAACAAUCAGUGGGCAGUACAGCCAGGGAUCCUCAGAGGCAGUUUACUGUAACUUGUUACAAUUGUGGGCAGGCAGGGCAUGUGAGGAAGGAUUGCCCGAACCGUGGGCAGGCUAGUGGCUCUGACUGGGGCCCAGCAGGGGCAAGGCAGCAGAGCUCAGAGUCAGACACAGAGUGGUGCAUCGUCGUCUGCGGCAGGGUCGUCAUCGAGUAG